CCCCCAUUUCUUUCUUGAUUUACUUCCACGGAAGUUUCUCCCAGAGAUAACACCAUCCUCUGCUUCUUCUUCUGAUCUAUUUGAAAAGCAAAGAAAAACAAAAAAGGGAUAACACAGAUAAUACAGCCUCAAAAGAAACGGAAGAUUUAUUUUAUGCUAUCUGAGGAAAGGAUGAAGGGUUCAUUUUUCUUUCUGAUUUUCUUAACUCUGUUGGUGGCUUAUGUUCAAUUUCAAGCUGAUGCUGCUAUCCCUGCUGGGCCCCUGAUAAAACAUGUUUCAUCCGUCCUCAAAUGGACCAGUUCUUAUUCAUGCACCAUCUUUGAGUUGAACAAAACAUGAGAGGGGAAAAGGAAAGAAAGAAUGAACAAGGAUGUUGUAACAUGUUUGUGUAUGCGUAGCUGUACACGUUGCUUCUUUUGUUUUCGAUGUGAGAGAUGGGAAUGUGCUUCAGUUUGAAGAUGGCUACUUAGUAGAAACUGUUGUACAGGGGAACGAGCUUGGGGUCAUGCCUUACAAAAUCCGCGUGUCACAAGAAGGCGAACUGUUUGCUGUGGAUGCAGAUAAGAGCAACAUUGUUCGGAUAACUCCCCCAUUAUCCCAAUAUAGCAGGGCAAGAUUGGUUGCAGGGUCAUUUCAAGGUUACACAGGGCAUGUGGAUGGAAAACCAAGUGAUGCUCGGUUUAAUCAUCCAAGAGGAAUCACCAUGGAUGAUAAAGGAAAUGUAUAUGUUGCUGAUACAGCAAACCUUGCCAUUAGAAAGAUAGGAGAAUCUGGUGUAACGACAAUCGCUGGAGGAAAAUCAAAUGUUGCAGGAUUCAGGGAUGGGCCAAGUGAAGAUGCGAAGUUCUCAUCUGAUUUUGAUGUGAUAUAUGUUCACUCAACCUGUUCAUUACUGGUUGUUGACAGAGGAAAUGCUGCCCUUCGACAAAUAUCUCUUGACCGAGAAGAUUGUGAUUAUCAGUACAGCUCUGUUUCAGCUACAGAUAUUUUGAUGGUUAUUGGUGCAGUCUUGAUUGGAUACAUUUCAUGCAUGCUCCAACAGGGGUUUGGUUCAUCCUCCUCCUCCAGAAUGCAAGCAAAUACGGGGUUUGAAACUCAUGCAGACCAACAAAAGAGAGAAAAAUCUGCCCCUGCGGUGGAACUUGUGAAAGAGAACCAGGAAGCUGCUUGGCCAUCUUUUGGACAGCUCAUUGGAGAUCUACCAAAGAUUGCAUUCGAGGCAUUUAGUGGCAUCUUAACGUACCUCAUGCCCUUCAGGUUUAGGCGCCGCAGUGCUAGAAAGGGCCUCACUCCAUUGAAGGAUUCUUUGAUCAUGCCUGAAGAUGAAGCUGAGCCCCAGCCCCAGUUAGUUCAAAAGCAGAGAACUCUUGCCCCUGUGUCAGAAACCAGGCAGGCUUACACACCAAAUGUUAGUGAUAGAUAUUCAGAAGUGAAGCCUCCUAAGAUCCGAUCGAGCAGCAUGAAAGAUCCGUCAUUGCCAACCAAGCACAGAUCCUCUAGACGACAAGAAUAUGCUGAAUAUUAUGCAUCAGGCGAGGUUCCUCCUCAAGUUCAAGUGAGGUCUAAAGGUCAGAAGGAAAGAACAAAACAUCGACAAAGGGAUAAAAGUGGAGAGGUUUUUGGAUCAAGCGGGGUGGAAUAUUCAAAACCUGUUGAAAGCAAGGCAGUCAACUAUGGUGAUCCCAAGUACGGUCCUUACAGCAUGAGGAGCAAUUAUGGGGAUACAUUUCGUUUUGGGUAGGUUGCUUGCUAAAGUGUCUCAGUCCUUGUAGUUUAGAACUACUACUACCGUCUCUAAUUGGUCAAGCAAUUAUGUAUUGGUGUUGGAAUGUCUAUAGUUCCGCCUGCCCUUCAACUUCUUAGAGAAACAAAGAAAACAAAGGUUUUUUUGAGCGUUUCUUGAGCCUGUUUGGCUUUUGUCCCUUGCGUAGCAUGAUUCUAUCUUGGGAGCCAACAAAAGACAAGGAUGAAUGGUGGCAGAACGUUCACCGCACCAAAGUAUAGAAAGAAAAUUGCAUGUAAGGACUUGGUUUUGUAAAUCGUCGGAAAGGGACUCAAAAGUGUUGUUGAAAAAUGAAG
Messenger RNA from Coffea arabica (coffee), 2079 nucleotides. RefSeq lists its product as uncharacterized. The record is from RefSeq and is a predicted model, not a curated record. NCBI's taxonomy places the organism in Eukaryota, Viridiplantae, Streptophyta, Magnoliopsida, Gentianales, Rubiaceae. Gene Ontology annotation, molecular function: protein binding.